UAAUAUCGCGGUUAAUACAAUAACGUGCUUCGUGCCGAUAUAUUUAAAUAUAAAACGCUGGACCGUUACAUGAACGGGGUCUCUGAGGCCAGCCAGCAGGGGGCGCUAACUAGCUGUUAGCUUCGCCAUGACGGUUCACGUUUGACAGCAACAUGUUGAGCAACUAGAGCAACAACAUUGACCAUAAAAGUCAACCAUGAACCACACUGAAGGACACUGUGUCAGGUCCAAGCAGCGGUCCACCUCCACCUCCUCCACCCUGCCUCCCAUCUCCAACAGGACCCUGCACCACCCCUCUUUCAUGCCUCUGUACGCGGCUUCAGGCUUCAUGCACCAUCACAGCGGCCAAACACUGCACCCCAUCAUCCCCGCGGAGUUUUACUACAUCGACCCCACCGAGAGCUCCGGGAGGAGGAACCCCAACUUCGUGACUGAGCUGACGGUCCUCGAUUGCUUCCAGCUAAACACUCCACCGCCAGUUAUGACCGCCCGCCCCGCCCCACCAACCCGUCCAGACCCAUUUAGAUCCGGCGCACAUCUCACCAGGAAUCUGGGCAGCCUCACCUUUAAAAUAGACACCCUCCACCGUCCGGUGCAGCCAAGCCAGGUCGUCCUCCAGCUCACCCAAGAGGAGGACCAGGCCAUUACUAACCUCCUGAAACUGCACUACCAAGAGCCCAGACAGACUGAUGAGACCCUUACUGCUCCACACAUGGACAGUCACCCUGAACCCACACAAGUUUAUGAGCCCUGCUGUAGCGAUGUGCAGCAUCCCAGUCUGAGAGGUCAUUCGCAGCAAGGGAGAUGUUGGUCGGUCGCAGAGCUUGAUGCAGCCAACACCCUCUUGAGUCGCUUUUGCCUGAUGGAGGAGGUCAACAUCUGGAGCCACGACGACAAUAGAACAGCAUCAACAAUCCCUGAUUCUCUACCACACCAGCGUCAAGGAUCCGGGACUGAUUUUACCCAACACGACAUUGACUACGUCAGCUUUAGUCGUGUUGGGGAAUCUGGAGAACAAGGCUGGAGGUAUUUUGUGUUUGCGGAGGGAAUGGAUGCCGAUGACGUGGCAGUCGGUGACGUAUCGUCUUCACCACCGAGGCUGCCUUCAGCGUCCUCAAAGAGCAGAACGAGCAUCUCUCGAGAUCAACGGACGCUCUCGGACUCUGAGGGAGAUGCCGUGCUUGUACUCCUGAGCCUCGGCAACGUUGGAUCGUUGGAUAUUGUGCAGUGAUUCUCUUAAAUUUUUGAGGGUCUUUUCUUCCCUGGGUGUGUUAUUACGGGACUUUACUAUAUUUUUCUUAUUAUGGAAACAACUAGGUGACGGUUUGCCCUGGUUGCUUUGAAAGUUUGGACCCCAAAAAAACGUAUUUUUCUAGGAUUUAUUUACCACUUGAGAAGA
Molecule: messenger RNA, 1399 nt
Organism: Larimichthys crocea (large yellow croaker)
Lineage: Eukaryota; Metazoa; Chordata; Actinopteri; Sciaenidae
Exons: 4
Coding region: 197-1231 (344 amino acids)
Source: RefSeq, a predicted model, not a curated record